AUGCUCUCAUUUCCGAGGCGUUUCCGUUACUUAAAACACGCUGGCGUCACGCAGCAGAGAUGAAGUGUGUGCGCGCUUUCAGACAGAGGACCAGUACAGAGCUGUGACAUACAGGAAGCGCUCAACUUCAACUCAAGGACACCUAACCACUACAGAAUUAUUUCAAUGGCCUCAGGUAUGGCAGAGUUGCUGCGGUUGCUCCUGAGCGUGGCAGAAAAAGCCGCCGAUGUGGCACGGGUCUGUCGACAGGAAGCACCGCUUUUUGAACUUUUGGUACAAGAAAAGACAGGAGCUGACAAAAACAAGAAAUUUGUCCAGGACUUUAAGACGCUUGCUGAUGUGUUGAUACAAGAAAUGAUUCGCCAUGAUGUUUGUGCCCAGUUUCCAGAAUUGACUGGAUUUAUUCAUGGAGAGGAGUCAAACAAGUUUGAGAAUGGACUUGGGGAGAGUGUUACUGUGACCGUAUGCGCUCAGGAAGAGGACACAGCUGCUCUGUUGGCUAAAGUUCUUGAUGGUGAUCAAAACGCAGCGUCUCUCCUGACCAAGGUGAUCCACCAGGACCUUCCGAUUAGAGACGAGACCGCUGAAUCUCUGCAGCUGUCAAUCAGCCCAGCCGAUGUAGGCAUCUGGAUUGAUCCCAUCGAUGGAACAAGUCAGUACAUUGAAGGGAAAGAGGAAGAAGAGGCGGAUGAAGGCUUUUGUCCAUUCGGUCUCCCAUGUGCUCUGGUUCUGAUUGGGGUUUACUUGCGGUCCACUGGCCAACCUGUCAUGGGUGUCAUAAACCAGCCGUUCAACCGCAAAGACUCCACGGGUAAAAGAUGGAAAGGAAAGCACCUCUGGGGCGUUUCGUAUGGAGAUGUGAAUGUUUGCUCCCUCACGCAUCGCAGUCCGUCAUGUCUGCAAAAGAAAGAUGAUUUGUCUGUGCUGCUGAGCUCCAGCGAGAGGCCGGCUGUGAAGGACGCUCUAGCAGCCAUUCCCAGCAGCUCGCUGAUGUACGCGUCCGGUGCAGGAUACAAGAUCCUGUGCGUGGUCCAGGGUCUGGUGGAUGUGUAUGUGCUGUCCGAGGGCAGCACGUUCAAGUGGGACUCGUGCGCUCCUCAUGCGCUCCUGCGGGCACUGGGCGGCGGCGUCUCAGACCUGAGCGAGUGCAUCCGUGCCCACGUCUCUGGAAACAAGGGACACACCGCUGGACUCACCUACCAUCAACCGCACAACGAAAGUCAAGGUGUGGACAGAUGGGCGAACCGAGGAGGAAUAAUCGCGUAUUUGGACUCCAGCGUAAUUGAUAAAGUUGUGGCGGCACUUGUUGGAAAGAUUUAAUAAAAAUGUUAUGAAACUGAAAUGCAAGAGCUUAGUGUUUGCAAGUGUAUUUCUGUAUGCAUAAUCUUAUGUCCUUAUGAUGCUAUUUUUAUGUUGAGAUUUAGUGGCAUAUUGAAAUAUUAAUUUAAGGCUGUAGCUUUUCAGGAGAAAAUAUAUAUUAUAAUGCUUAUCUACAAUGUAUAUAUCAGUAAGUUUUAUUUUUGGAAGACAAAAAGGAAACCAAUUACUGUUUUGCCUCAUUCUCAUUGUAAUGUGUAAAUGUAGAUAAUAUCAUGCUGUACAGUUUCUGAUGGUCACCUGAAAUAAAAGAAAACCCAGACUCUGAAACUUCUCAGGGUUUCAUAUUAUCUAGAUUAUCAUGCAUGUUACAUGGACAUUCAGGCCCUUUUAUGGCGAUUGUUUUUUUUGUAAUCUGGCUCUUUUUUCCCCCCUUAUGCUUUAUUCUAAGUACGACAGAAACGUGUGAAAAUGGGUGCCGUGAGAGUCUCUCACAGGAAAGACAUUUGACUGGCUUGAGCUGUACUUUUCUG
This is a messenger RNA of Onychostoma macrolepis, 1850 nucleotides long. RefSeq names its product inositol polyphosphate-1-phosphatase (gene inpp1). Gene Ontology annotation, molecular function: inositol-1,4-bisphosphate 1-phosphatase activity. NCBI's taxonomy places the organism in Eukaryota, Metazoa, Chordata, Actinopteri, Cypriniformes, Cyprinidae. The coding region runs from base 166 to 1320 and encodes 384 amino acids. The record is from RefSeq and is a predicted model, not a curated record. The transcript has 6 exons. Gene Ontology annotation, biological process: phosphatidylinositol phosphate biosynthetic process.